Molecule: messenger RNA, 1830 nt
Organism: Episyrphus balteatus (marmalade hoverfly)
Lineage: Eukaryota; Metazoa; Arthropoda; Insecta; Diptera; Syrphidae
Gene: ImpE2
Product: 20-hydroxyecdysone protein
Exons: 1
Coding region: 1-1830 (609 amino acids)
Source: RefSeq, a predicted model, not a curated record
AUGCGUGGAUUAUUAGCUUUGGUGUUUGCCCUGCUGGUGGCGGUUAAUACAGUCAAUUCGGGAGCUAUCUACAGACGUUAUCGUCAACUUGAGCUUCCUUUGAGUGGCCAAAGUGAUGCUGCUCAAUUGUUACCAGCAGAGAAUUAUGUAUCUGAGCUGCGAAAGAAUCAAAUCCCUGUACAAGUGGUUGAGGUUGUCGAGCCAGUCCUAGUCGUGAAACCAGUUGAGAAUCUUCGCAGUGUAGAACCCGUAGUCACUUUGGCUGAAGCUGAACCAGCAGCAGUGAUUUCUAAUGAAAUUAUUCCCGAAAAACUAGAGAAACUCCAGGAGAAUCUUGAAACAGUGCGUGCCAUUGAACAAGCUGUGAUUGCUCAGGAGCAGGAACUUCAACAGCCAAUUGCCGAAACUGUCGUUGCUAUUGCUGAACAAGCUCAAGAACAAGAGCAAGGACAGCAACAGCUACGUAACAUUGAACCUGAAGCACCAGCAGCACCAGCUAUUUUGCUUGUUGAAGAGGCAGUUUUACCCCAAAAGCAGGAAGAACCUCUUGCGGCUCUUCUCGAAAUUGCCGAGAAAAAACUUCCAGAACCGAUUUUGCCAGCUGCCCUCCCAGAAAAACUUCCUGAAGCAAUUCCAGAAGAACUUCCAGCAGUACUUCCAAAACUCCCCGAAGCCCUUCCUGUAAUUCUUGAAAAACAGCCUCUAGCUCCUUUUAUCAAGGAUGAAAAACUUGAAGAAGCCAAACCAUUAGCAGAUGAAUUACCAGCACUGAAGGCCAUCAAAGAAGAAGAACCAGCAAAGGAAAUUAUUCCAGAAGCUUCCGCUGCACAAGAAAUUGCUCUCCCAGCUGCAAUUGAAAAACAAACCGAUUUGAAAUCACUUGAAGAACAAGCUGCUCCAGCUGAGGAACAACCUCAACUUAAGGUACUCAAAGAAGAAGCCCCCCUUAUUGAGACACCAAAAUUGGAAGAAUUACUCCCAGAACGCAAAGAGGAACUUUUGGAAAAGAAAGAAGAAAUCAAAGAAGAGAAGAAGGAAAUCCUCAAAGAAGCUAUCGAAGAGGCAAUCAAGGAGGAAAUCAAAGAAGUGCUCAAGGAAAAAUCCCAACCCGAAAUUCCAUUAGACUCAAAAGACUUGGAAGCCCCAAUUAGUGGAAGACAAGCAGAUACUGCUGAUCCCGCUCCAACAACUGCUCGUCCCGCUCAACCUGGAUUCAUUCAGCAACUUGUUCAGAACACACCACUAGGUCAACUCCUCAACAAUUUCAACGGUGCCAACAACCAAGCUGCCCCCGAACAGAACACUCCAGUGGCUACAGCAGCAACUUUCAUUCAGGCCUUGCAAAAUACAACUUCUCAAAUCACAAAUAGCAUUCAACAGGGCUUCCAACAGCAGUUGCAGUCACUGCAGACAACUUUCACAGGUCAGCAGCCACAGCAAGCAGUAGUUGCGAGUGAUGCUGCCGCCCCCGCUGCCACACCCCGCCCACAAGGUCCUUUCCAAUCGAUUGUGACAUCGUUCCUUGGAGGUAAUGGCCAGGCUCAACAACAAGCUGCCCCAGCACCCGCCCAACAAGGUGGUCCUCUCCAAGGAAUCUUGAAUCUUUUCGGAGGAAAUCGUGUUCCUGCAAGUGCAUCAGCUCCUGCCACAUCAGCUCCUGCCGCAUUACCAGUCAAAGUUGAAGCUGUUCCAGCGGAAGUAGCUGCCCCUGCUGCCGCCGAAGAAAUUAGUCCUGAGUCUGCACGUGACAGUGUCGAAUCUGCCGAUGAUAGUCUAGAGGCAGUAAAGCCCGAUGAAAUUGUCGUCAAUGACGAUGACACACAUGAGUAG